UCAUCCUCUAGUCACGUGAUCAUGCCACAUUUUUCUGGUCUCGUUGGGUUCCCAAUAUUUUCCCCUUCAUUCUGAUUUUCACUCUCUCUUCCUUUUUUUUUUUCUUACUUUUUCCAUAUUUCCUUAUCCAAAAAGACUUUCACCAAAGGAGCCUAAAUAUUUGAUUCUGGUUUCUUUCUUCUCACUUUCGAAACACUGUUCUUGUCUCUAUGGCGCAACCGGUUCAAGUUCCACCAACCAUGGUCUGCCACGUGGUAGCGGUGCCAUACCCAGGACGAGGUCACGUGAAUCCGAUGAUGAACCUCUGCAAGUUGCUACUCUCCAAAAACUCUCAAAUCCGCGUAACCUUCGUGGUCACCGAAGAAUGGCUCGGCUUCAUCGGCUCCGACUCCAAGCCCGACAACAUCCGAUUCGCCACAAUCCCCAACGUUAUUCCCUCCGAAGAGAGUCGAGCCAACGACUUCGUCACGUUUCUUGAAGCUGUUAUGACCAAAAUGGAAGAUCCUUUUGAAGAGUUGCUCAACCGCCUCCACCCGCCGCCGACAGUAAUCAUAUACGACACUUACCUCUUCUGGGUGGUUCGCCUCGCCAACGCCAGAAACAUUCCCGUGGCGUCGUUUUGGCCCAUGUCCGCGUCGUUUUUCGCCGUGCUCAAACAUUUCCAUCUUCUCCGACGAAACGGCCACUACCCAGUAAACGUAUCAGAAGAUGGUGAGAAACGUGUGGAUUAUAUUCCGGGGAACUCAUCAAUUCGCCUGGCAGAUUUUCCUCUCAAUGAUGAAAGUUGGCGUAGUCGAAGAUUGUUGGAAUUGGCUUUGAAUGUUAUACCGUGGGUGCAGAAAGCACAAUAUCUUUUAUUCCCCACCAUAUAUGAACUUGAGCCUCAAGCCAUUGAUGCUUUGAAAGCAGAGUUCUCCAUACCCAUUUACACUGUUGGCCCUGCCAUACCUUGUUUUGAUAAUGCCCGCAUUGAUGCCUCUAAACAUGGCUACUUUCAAUGGCUUGACAACCAACCUUCUGCCUCUGUGUUGUACAUUUCUCAAGGGAGUUUUCUUUCGGUUUCUAAUGAACAAUUUGAUGAAAUUGCUGCUGGUGUGGGUGAUAGUGGUGUUCCUUUCUUGUGGGUACAACCCAGAGAAAAUGGUAGGUUGAAAGAGUUGUGUGGGGAUAAAGGACUGGUUUUGCCAUGGUGUGAUCAAUUGAAGGUAUUGCAGCAUCCUGCAAUUGGGGGAUUUUGGUCUCAUUGUGGAUGGAAUUCUACUAGGGAAGGUGUUUUUAGUGGUGUUCCUUUUUUGGCAUUCCCUAUAUUUAUGGACCAACCCCUUAAUGGUAAGUUUAUUGUGGAGGAAUGGAAGGUGGGGUGGAGGGUGAAAAGGGAGGUAAAAGAAGACACUUUGAUCAGAAAAGAUGAAAUUUCUAGUCUUAUAAGAAAAUUCAUGGAUUUGAAUGGUGAUGAAGUGAUGAGAAAAAGAAGCAGAGAGCUGAAACUGUUAUGCCAUACUGCAAUUGCAAGUGGAGGAUCAUCAGAAACUGAUAUCACUGCUUUUCUUUCAAACAUAUUAAAUGUGCCAAACUAGAGUAAGAAUGUUGGUUUUAUUUUAAACCUUCAAUUCCGUUUUCGAGAAAGCUUAAGUACUCUAUUGAGUUUGUGUUAUUCUCUAAUCAUUUUUAAAUA
Vigna radiata var. radiata (mung bean) is the source of this 1675-nucleotide messenger RNA. Its product is annotated as UDP-glycosyltransferase 87A1. The transcript has 2 exons. Gene Ontology annotation, molecular function: UDP-glycosyltransferase activity. Lineage: Eukaryota; Viridiplantae; Streptophyta; Magnoliopsida; Fabales; Fabaceae. The record is from RefSeq and is a predicted model, not a curated record. The coding region runs from base 210 to 1577 and encodes 455 amino acids.